UUCAGAUUUGAUCAUAUUAACAUAUCACUUCACGGUAAUGUCCGGUCGUCAAGGAGGCAAAGCAAAGCCCUUAAAGAAGCCUAAAAAGGGACAGAAAGAGCUCAGCGAGGAAGACAUUGCAUUCCGAAAAAAGCAACAGGACGAAGCCAAGAAAUUGCAGGAAGUUCAAGCAAAAGCAGCGCAAAAGGGGCCGCUUGUUGGUGGUGGUAUCAAGAAAUCAGGCAAAAAAUAGAGCUUCACUGAUAAGCUGUGACAUUAUUUCUUCGUAUUAUGGGUCUCUCAUGUCUCAACACCAUAUAAUCAUAUAAAUUACUGAUGAAUAAUCACACAUACAUUAACUGGUUUGUAAAUUUUUCAUAACAGCUGAAGAGUCUUUUCAAAUUUAAGGAGAUGAAAGGGAGAUAACAGAUUGGC
Molecule: messenger RNA, 414 nt
Organism: Loa loa (African eye worm)
Lineage: Eukaryota; Metazoa; Nematoda; Chromadorea; Rhabditida; Onchocercidae
Exons: 2
Coding region: 38-232 (64 amino acids)
Source: RefSeq, a predicted model, not a curated record